Messenger RNA from Mus pahari (shrew mouse), 1636 nucleotides. It is a transcript of the gene Slamf8, whose product is annotated as SLAM family member 8. Gene Ontology annotation, molecular function: signaling receptor activity. Gene Ontology annotation, biological process: regulation of B cell differentiation; leukocyte chemotaxis involved in inflammatory response. The transcript is spliced from 5 exons. The coding region runs from base 29 to 964 and encodes 311 amino acids. The record is from RefSeq and is a predicted model, not a curated record. NCBI's taxonomy places the organism in Eukaryota, Metazoa, Chordata, Mammalia, Rodentia, Muridae.
UUUUGAGUCAAGAUUCCUCCUUCUGAACAUGGGACUUUCCAGCAGGACCACAGCUCCUUCCGUGCACUCAUCUGGCCUAGGAUGGAUACCCUGGUUUGCCGAGGGAGUCUUCCAAGGGAGGACGGCAGCCAUGUGGUCCCUCUGGAGUCUUCUCCUCUUUGAAGCUCUCCUUCCCGUUGUGGUUGUCAGUGUCCAAGUGCUAAGCAAGGUAGGGGACUCCGAGCUGCUGGUGGUGGAGUGUCCUCCGGGCUUCCAAGUGCGUGAGGCUAUCUGGCGAUCUCUGUGGCCAUCAGAGGAGCUCCUGGCCACAUUUUUCCGGGGUUCCUUGGAGACUCUAUACCACUCUCGUUUCCUGGGCCGAGUCCAGCUAUAUGACAACCUCAGCCUGGAGCUUGGACCCUUGAAACCUGGAGACAGCGGCAAUUUCUCUGUGCUGAUGGUGGAUACAGGGGGUCAAACCUGGACCCAGACCCUGCAUCUCAAGGUGUAUGAUGCAGUACCCAAGCCCGAGGUUCAAGUGUUCACUGCAACCGAGGAGACUCAACCCCUCAAUACCUGUCAGGUCUUCUUGUCCUGCUGGGCCCCCAACAUCAGUGACAUAACCUACAGCUGGCGACGGGAGGGGACAGUGGACUUUAAUGGCGAAGUACGCAGCCAUUUCUCAAACGGACAGGUGUUAAGUGUCUCACUGGGGCUGGGGGACAAGGAUGUGGCCUUUACCUGCAUUGCCUCCAACCCUGUCAGCUGGGACAUGACCACAGUCACCCCCUGGGAGAGCUGCCAUCACGAGGCAGCCUCCGGGAAGGCCUCCUACAAGGACGUGCUACUGGUAGUAGUGCCAAUUACACUGUUCCUGAUCCUGGCUGGUCUCUUUGGGGCAUGGCACUAUGGCCUCUGCUCAGGGAAGGGAAAGGAUGCUCGCACUGACAGAGUGCUUCCAGAGACAGAGAAUGCCCUCGUAUAGAUGUCAUGAAGGACAACAUAAACUGGUGCUUGGACCAUGAGGAGAUACCCUGCUCAGCCAUGUGAUGCUCCACACCUGGACACCUCCAGGAUCCUCAUAACUUCUACAAGUCGGCCUGCCUCUAGCCGACAGCCAAGAAAGCCAACAUCUGGAACAUCACCCUGGCCCAAACUUCCUCCUUCCUCCAUCCUGUUUGCACAUGCUGGAUCCUCUCUGGGCAAGAUGAACCAGUAGGAUGCUUCCCUCAGAACACUGGACUUUCUCUAGGAUCCACAGGGACAUUGAUUAUCCAAGGUGUCCAUUCUUCUAUCACUGUACAUAAGGUCCUGCCCAACAGCCACCAAGAGACUGCCUCCAGGCCAGGACCUGGGCUCAAAGAGAGAUGAGAUGUUUGAACAUGGAAAUUGAGCUAACCAUUGACAAGUCCAACCCCUGGGGUCUGGGGUCCUUGUGUUCAAGAUGUUGUUAUGAGAAAAGGCAAAGAACAGGGAAAGAUGGAGAGUGAAGCUUUCCCUUUCUGGUCUGAAGGACUUUAAGAUUAUCUGAGUUUAAGGUCCCUCAAAGGUAAAUCGAGGUUACAGAUGAUGAGGGGUUGGUAGCUAAUGCGCCAUGUUGGGAUCGAAACCAUUUUUCUGGUAGCACCAUAUUAAUAGAUAUCUUUGUUGCCAUUAA